Triplophysa rosa is the source of this 1153-nucleotide messenger RNA. It is a transcript of the gene her7, whose product is annotated as hairy and enhancer of split related-7. Lineage: Eukaryota; Metazoa; Chordata; Actinopteri; Cypriniformes; Nemacheilidae. Gene Ontology annotation, molecular function: DNA-binding transcription factor activity, RNA polymerase II-specific; RNA polymerase II cis-regulatory region sequence-specific DNA binding; protein dimerization activity. Gene Ontology annotation, biological process: regulation of neurogenesis; anterior/posterior pattern specification; regulation of transcription by RNA polymerase II. The transcript is spliced from 3 exons. The record is from RefSeq and is a predicted model, not a curated record. Gene Ontology annotation, cellular component: nucleus. Bases 147 to 806 code for a protein of 219 amino acids.
CCGUGGUCUACCUCAGACUUGUGUCUCACGAUUGUCUGCAAACUGCAAGAAGAGAUCUGUCCCAGCAUACCUGACUGGAAACAACACGUGGAUUUUAUUGGAUUGUAUCAUUUCUGAUAUACAUUAUUCUUUGGAGUACAUGCGGAAUGAAAAUCCUUGGAGAGACUGAACACAUCAAAAUGGACAGAAAGCUGUUAAAGCCACAGGUAGAAAGACGAAGGAGAGAGAGAAUGAAUCGGAGUCUGGAGAACCUGAGAGCUUUGCUUCUGCAAGGACCUGAGCACACUAACCCCAAUCAAAGAAGGCUAGAGAAAGCAGAGAUCCUGGAAUACACCGUCCUCUUUUUGCAGAACUCAGUUGCUAAGAAAGCGAAGGAUGAAGAAGAAAAAGAAAAGUGUAAGUUUAUGGACGGCUUCUCUACGUGUCUUGAAAAAGCUGCUGGUUUUCUGUCCGAUGAAGGUGAGGCUCGUGGGCUCCAGGGUUCGGUCACAGCCACACUGUGCCAACGGCUGACGCAGCCCUGUGUGCCGGCCCACGUCAGACUGCCUGUCAAACUCCAGAGCUCCUCCAGAAUGAAGGUUCCAGAGUCACAUGCACAGCAGCAUCAUCGGCGGCGGCAGACACUUGUCUCCAAACAAGGACUUUCUGCAGCUUUCAGGAACAUUGUGUUACACCACAACAGGGUUCCUCUCAGAAGCACAGAGCCCAAUAUGCUUCAGUGUCAUGAAAACACACAUUCAGCAGCCCGGCCGACAUCUCAACACCAAGCCCCUGUCAGUCAACCGGUGUGGAGACCUUGGCCUUGAAAGACUUUCAAAGAAAUAUAUAGAGAAAGGGACUCAAAAUACUGGGGCUUGUGUAAUAAUCUCAUCCCUAAUAUAGGAUGUAGAGAAACAUGUUUAUUUCCAAAAUGAGUUUAUGAUGUGACAUCAUAUUGAAAAUGUAAAAUGUGUACAUAUGUAUGAUAAGUGAUGGCAAUAUAUUUUUACACAGAUGUUUUUUUUUUUGCAUGAUCUGUAUACUGGGUGUAUGAUCUGUAAUGCAUAACAGAUGUAUUUAUCUAUUUUGCACACUAAUUUAUUCCUGUCAUUCCCUUUAUGCUGAAAUAUAUAGUUGUAUAUUGCAGGGACUGAACCAAGUACAUUCCAUCAUU